Molecule: messenger RNA, 2459 nt
Organism: Dendroctonus ponderosae (mountain pine beetle)
Lineage: Eukaryota; Metazoa; Arthropoda; Insecta; Coleoptera; Curculionidae
Product: transcriptional repressor CTCF
Exons: 13
Coding region: 278-2350 (690 amino acids)
Biological process (GO): regulation of transcription by RNA polymerase II
Cellular component (GO): nucleus
Molecular function (GO): DNA-binding transcription activator activity, RNA polymerase II-specific; RNA polymerase II cis-regulatory region sequence-specific DNA binding
Source: RefSeq, a predicted model, not a curated record
UCUCUGGUUACCCGAAAUAGACGUUCGCCUGAAUGACGCCCUCACAGGACGAUUUUGGAGUUACACGUUGCAAAGGCAAUUUUUCACGGAUUUUCGGCAAAUCCCUAGUUUUUUCGCAUACAUUUUCCACGCAAUCGAAACGGGCGAUCUGUGCCCGAUAUUUUGAGUGAGUUUCAGUGCCCUUGGAUGAGUGAAAACGGCCAGCGAAGAGGAAAUUGAGCACCCAACAACAACACCGACCUCCAUUUUGUACCACAAGGGUUAGGAGUGGACCAGCAUGGGGUCGGAAUACAUGGACACCACUGUCAAGCUUGAGGAUAGCUCGGAAAAUGUUACCGAAAUCCAAUCGUAUCUCGCGGGGUUUCAGAAGGAAAUUGGCGACAGCAACUUGCCCUCCGGCACUGGGGCAGAAGUGGAUGGAGAUGGGGAAGAAGGGACUUACUUCGUAGACCAGGCGGGCCACUAUUACUUCCAAGCCAAGGGCGAGACUCAGCCCGUGAUGACGGUCAUGUCCAGUUUACCCCAACAGUCCGCCGAGGACGAGGAUGAUGAGGAGGAGUUCAUAAUCAACCACGAUAAGGAGGAUGUCGAAGUAACCGAUGUGCAGGAGAGUCAGGCGUCGCCCAACGAAGGCAGCAACUCCAAUCAGAUCAUGAUCAAUUCGGGCAACGCUUUCCAGAGGGUGACUGUGGUGCCGGCCGACACCAACGCGGGCGAGCUGAGCUACGUGCUAAUUGUGCAAGACCCCGAUCUGAAAGGAGAGGAGCCAGCCGAGGAAGAAGACCAGGAUAUGGCAGUGUACGACUUCGACGACCAAGAGGACAGCGUCCAAAUGGACUCGGACACCGAGGACGAUAAGUCCAAGAUCCCCAAAGUGGUGCAGCGGAAAACCACGCAGACGGUGUCGCAGGCUCACAUGUGCAACUACUGCAACUACAUCAGUAACAAGCGCUACCUGCUGUCUAGGCACAUGAAGUCGCACUCGGAGGAGCGGCCGCAUAAGUGCAGCGUAUGCGAGCGCGGCUUCAAGACCAUCGCCUCCUUGCAGAACCACGUCAAUACCCACACGGGCACCAAACCCCAUGCCUGCAAGUACUGCGAAGCGGCCUUUACCACUUCUGGGGAGCUGGUGCGUCACGUGCGCUACAGACACACACACGAGAAGCCGCACAAGUGCACAGAGUGCGACUACGCGAGCGUCGAACUAUCGAAGCUAAAGCGCCACAUCCGUUGCCAUACGGGGGAGCGGCCCUACCAGUGCCCCCAUUGCACCUACGCCAGCCCCGACACAUUCAAAUUGAAGAGACAUCUGCGGAUCCACACGGGGGAGAAGCCCUACGAGUGCGAGAUCUGCAGUGCGCGCUUCACGCAAAGCAACAGCUUGAAGGCCCACAAGCUCACGCAUAACAUUGGGGACAAGCCGAUUUUCCAAUGCGAGCUCUGUCCGACGACUUGCGGCCGCAAGACCGACCUGCGUAUCCACGUCCAGAAACUGCACACAUCAGAUAAGCCCCUCAAAUGCAAACGCUGCGGCAAAUCCUUCCCCGACCGGUACAGCUACAAGCUGCACAGCAAGUCCCACGAGGGGGAAAAAUGCUUCAAGUGCGACUUAUGCCCAUACGCCUCCAUAUCAGCGCGCCACUUGGAGUCCCACAUGCUCAUCCACACCGACCAGAAGCCCUUUGAGUGCGAGAUGUGCGACCAGUCGUUCAGGCAAAAGCAGCUGUUGAAGCGACAUCAAAACCUCUACCAUAACCCCGAGUACAUCCCGCCCAAGCCCAAGGAGAAGACGCACGAAUGUCCAGAAUGCUCACGGACUUUCAGACAUAAAGGCAAUUUAAUAAGACACAUGGCAGCGCAUGAUCCUGAUCCGCUGGUGCAGCGGAAGCAACUGGAACUGAAACUGGGCAGACAAAAGAAGAUCCAAAUGAUCGAUGGGCAGCAGGUGGAAGUGCUCGGGCCUGGUCUGGGUUCCGAUGAGGAGGAAGAGAUCGAUAUGAUGGCUGUAGAGGGUUCGGAUGGCCAACAGUAUGUGGUGUUGGAAGUGAUUCAAUUGGCUGAUGGGGAAGAACAAGCUAUGAUGGGGCCUGGCAACGAGUCCGGAGGGGGCAUUGUGGGCAUGGACGGUGUGAUUGAAAAUGAAGGAUUGGACGAAGAGGUGAUCAAGGCGCUUCAGUCUGCGCGGCGAUUGGCUAAAAGCGAAGACCUAGAAGAUGAGGACGACGAAGAAGAUAAGAAGCCAAUCCUGCCCAGCACAGAAUCGGACAUGCAAAACUGCUUUGGAUUUGAUGAGGACGAGGAAGACGAUCAGCAACGAGACGCCCUGGAUUUGCUAGCAGAAAUGGAUUGAAAAUGAUGAAAUCGCUUUUUUCCCUUCUUUGUACACCCGUUUUUUUUUGAUAAUGCAUUGUUUUGUAAAUAUAUACUAAGCUGUAAUUAAUAAACUGUAUAUUGUACAA